Messenger RNA from Condylura cristata (star-nosed mole), 1338 nucleotides. It is a transcript of the gene KCNJ16, whose product is annotated as potassium channel, inwardly rectifying subfamily J, member 16. The transcript has a single exon. Bases 7 to 1269 code for a protein of 420 amino acids. Gene Ontology annotation, cellular component: plasma membrane. NCBI's taxonomy places the organism in Eukaryota, Metazoa, Chordata, Mammalia, Eulipotyphla, Talpidae. Gene Ontology annotation, molecular function: inward rectifier potassium channel activity. The record is from RefSeq and is a predicted model, not a curated record. Gene Ontology annotation, biological process: potassium ion import across plasma membrane; regulation of monoatomic ion transmembrane transport.
GAGAAAAUGAGCUACUACAGCAGCAACUAUCCGAUUGUGAACAUGGACCCCAAGUAUGCAGGCUACCCCCCAGAGCACAUUGUUGCAGAGAAGAGAAGAGCUCGAAGACGCCUGCUUCACAAAGAUGGCAGUUGCAACGUCUACUUUAAGCACAUUUUUGGAGAAUGGGGGAGUUACGUAGUCGACAUUUUCACGACACUGGUGGACACCAAGUGGCGCCACAUGUUUGUGAUAUUCUCUCUAUCUUACAUCCUCUCCUGGCUCAUCUUUGGCUCUGUCUUCUGGCUCAUCGCCUUUCAUCACGGAGAUCUGCUCAAUGAUCCAGACAUCACGCCUUGUGUUGACAACGUCCACUCCUUCACGGGGGCGUUCUUAUUCUCCCUGGAGACCCAGACCACCAUAGGGUACGGUUACCGCUGCGUCACCGAGGAAUGCUCCGUGGCGGUGCUCACGGUCAUCCUGCAGUCCAUCCUGAGCUGCAUCAUCAAUACCUUCAUCAUCGGUGCCGCCUUGGCCAAAAUGGCAACCGCUCGGAAGAGAGCCCAGACCAUCCGGUUCAGCUACUUUGCGCUCAUAGGCAUGAGAGACGGGAAGCUUUGCCUCAUGUGGCGCAUUGGUGAUUUCCGGCCAAAUCACGUGGUGGAGGGCACCGUGCGAGCCCAGCUGCUCCGCUACACGGAGGACAGCGAAGGGCGGAUGACCAUGGCCUUCAAAGACCUCAAGCUAGUUAAUGACCAGAUCAUCCUUGUCACACCAGUCACAAUUGUUCAUGAGAUUGACCACGACAGCCCUCUGUAUGCCCUUGACCGAAAAGCAGUGGCCAAAGACAACUUUGAGAUCUUGGUGACAUUCAUCUAUACCGGGGAUUCCACGGGAACCUCCCACCAAUCCAGGAGUUCUUAUGUUCCCCGAGAAAUUCUCUGGGGCCAUAGGUUUAAUGACGUCUUGGAAGUUAAGAGAAAAUACUACAAAGUCAACUGCUUGCAGUUCGAGGGCAGUGUGGAAGUGUACGCUCCCUUUUGCAGCGCCAAACAGCUGGACUGGAAAGACCAACAGCUGCACAACAACAUGGAGAAAGCCCCCGCAGUCCGAGGAGCGGGGACCUCUGACACCAAGGUCAGAAGAAGGUCAUUUAGUGCUGUGGCCAUUGUCAGCAGCUGUGAAAACCCGGAGGAGACCAGCACCUCUGCCAAGGAUGAGUGUAAGGAACCGCCUUAUCAGAAAGCUCUCCUGACUUUAAAUCGAAUCUCUGUAGAAUCCCAAAUGUAGUCCUACAUGUCACCAGGGUCCCUUCAAUGAUUUUACUCACUAGCCAGUCACUUCAAGGUAGAUAGUUAU